Styela clava is the source of this 2753-nucleotide messenger RNA. RefSeq names its product acyl-CoA:lysophosphatidylglycerol acyltransferase 1-like. Gene Ontology annotation, molecular function: acyltransferase activity. Gene Ontology annotation, biological process: phosphatidylinositol acyl-chain remodeling. Gene Ontology annotation, cellular component: endoplasmic reticulum; endomembrane system. Lineage: Eukaryota; Metazoa; Chordata; Ascidiacea; Stolidobranchia; Styelidae. The record is from RefSeq and is a predicted model, not a curated record.
UUAUUUACAACUUUCAUUUUGUUAAAAAAUAUUAUAAAGGUAUUGCAGUAAUGUAUUGCGGCAUAAGACUGGUUGUGCAGUUGUGUGUGUGCCCUAUAUCUGUAUAUCAUACCUUUUAGUUAAACAGUUAAUGACAUGAAUAAACAUAUCGUACUUACAUGCAGACAUAUCUAAGUAAGAAAUAUCUCAAUUUUGUUGUACUGUCUCCCCUGUUCUGUUGUUGGGUUGUUAAUUACAGAAUUAAGAAUGGCUGAAAUUUUUUUUUGUCAAGUGCGCAGUGCAGCCCUGUUGUGAACUAAUAAUGUUGAAAUAUAGAUGGCUUUGACUCUACCACACCACUGCAUCUGCAUAUGUAAGAAAGAUUGAUAGACAAGAAAAUCAAUAUGAGUUUACCUGUCAGUUUUAGUUAUGAAGAUUGUUAUCAUUUGUCAACUUGAAAUAUUGUAUUUUUUAUGCUUUGUACCUACUUCCAUUUCAAACAUGUUUUGUAUAAUACUAAAGCAAUAGUGAAAUACAUAAAAGUAUUUGUACCAGAGUCUAACUUUCAAGAUGAGUUUCAUUACAACAUUCACAUCACUUCUUCGGGCGAUACUUUGCAUUGUAAACAACUUAUAUGCAAUUCCGGUAUACCUUUGUUUGUACUUGUUAUUACAACCAUUAAGGAUAUUCUCUCCACUAACGUUCUGGGCUAUUGAAGGAUGGCUAUAUGAAAAACUACUAUCUAUGGUAGCAUUUUGGGCUCAGUUAUCCGGACAUGAAAUAUUUACCAGCGGCGAUGAUAUAUCUUCCAUUAUCAAUGAUGAAAGCAUUCUCAUGACAAAUCACCAAUCUUCGGGGGAUAUUCCUGUGUUGAUGCAUGCUCUGCGGGGUACAAGACCUUCGCUUAGAGGGGUCAUGUGGAUUAUGGACUGGGUAUUACAAUUUUUAAGUUUUGGAUGGAUAGCAAAAGGCCAUGGUGACUUCUUCCUUCUCCAAGGUUCGGAUAUUCGAAAGUUUCCAUUUUUGUUUAGCGGUUCUGAAGCACAAAUCAAAAUUGAUGGAAUGAAGCGAUUCAAAAAACACCUUGUUGAUGUUUAUUGCAAACGUGAUAGAAAAUGGAUGAUUCUUUUUCCCGAAGGUGGAUUUCUUCAUAAGCGAAGAGAGGGAAGUUGGCGUUUUUCCAAGCGUAAUAAUUUACCUUUAUUAAACAAUGUUACUAUACCUAGAGUGGGGGCUUUUCAAGCAAUAGUGGAUGUCCUGGGUGUUGAGGGGGUUAAGAAUGGACUCAACAAAGAUUCACUGGGAAAAAAACAUAUCAAAUGGAUUAUCGAUGUCACAAUUGGAUAUGCAAAGAAUGAGCCUCUAGGAAUAACGUCAUGGGUGAUGGGUAGCGGAGGGCCGAAAAAAGUUUAUCUGCAUUACCGUGUUUUUCGUUCCUCUGAUAUGAUGACAAAGGUUGGAGAAGGAGGAGGUUACUCUGUUUCUGAAGCGUGGAUUUACGAUAGGUUUAUUGAAAAAGAUAAACUUCUCAAGGACUUUUUUGCUACAGGCAAAUUUCCUCCGGGAAAACAAGGUUUAAAACCUGUAAAAUGCUAUACAAUUAGUACAUUGAUUGGUCAUGUUUUCUGCCUCUUGCCUUAUUUCAUCUUAGCUUAUUCCAUAUUUUAAUACCUAUAAUUCGUUGAAAAUACUGUAUUAUUUUGUUUUUCUGAUUGUUUAUGUUGUUUUUGAAAUGUUUAAAGAAUUUCAAGAUAUUUAUUCCCAAAAAUUUACAUUUAUCCUGAUAUAUGAUUUUGGAAAUUUUCAUCAGUGUAUAGUAGUAAUAUGCUGAUCUUAAAAUGUAGUCUAGCUCAGUGGUUCCCAACUGUUUUUCAAGCGACCCUAAUUUAAAAAAAAAUAAAGUUUGUAAAAUUUUGUGACCCUAGGAUGUCCUAAGCUGCAUUUAGUGCUUUUAGGGCCGCAAAAUUGAAUGACUGAUAUAAAACGGUCAUAUUUACAUAAUAUUUACUUCAGCAGAAAUGAAUUCAAAGUUGCAUUAGUGAGAAAGAUGUGCUCAUUUGCCAUCAGCAAGUUUUUGAAGUUGUGGCGUGAGUUUAUUUAAGAAAAAUAGUCGAUGCCAAGAUUUUAAGCUGUGAUACUUUCCACGUAUACAAUUGCUACAGAGAAAGACUAGUGCUCUGAAACUAAAACAAUUUACCUUAUUGCAACCAAACCUCUCGAAAUAGGAAAUUAUCUAUUGUAUAUCGUACUUAUAUUUAUGUGGUGUUAGCAAAAUAUGUUUUAAAGUUCAAUCUAUUUCUUUACUAUAAUUUGCCUUCGUAAAUUGCUUUAUUUUGUGGGUUUGGCAACUCCUAUGCAAUGAAUCUUAUUCCUAAAUUAUUUUAUAAGUUGUCUAAACAAACUUGUUCAAUCCAUUACAGACUGUACACAUGGUGACAUGAUCGUCCAUUGUAUUUCAAUUCUCAAUACUUUUGCUCUGAACAAAGCUCUAUAUAAGAAGCCACUGCUGUGUAACAGGAUCUUUAGAAGGACUGGGAUCUCUUCAGUCUGGUAAUUUAUUACAUCCUGGCUGAGAUGCUGGGCAAGCUAUGGAAUUUAUGCCCUAGAGCAGCGGUUCCCAAAAGGUGCGUCGUAGCGUGUUGUCACGUGCGCCGCCAAAAUUAGCAGAAUUGUGUAUAAUUAAUUAAACUAUGAUCUGAUAUUUUACACAUUGUAUUUAGUUUAAAAGUUGUAUUGUUUCCUACUUCAAAUACACGUGUGUAUGAAUCAAUGAA